This is a messenger RNA of Anopheles gambiae (African malaria mosquito), 6483 nucleotides long. It is a transcript of the gene kel, whose product is annotated as ring canal kelch homolog. The transcript has 5 exons. Gene Ontology annotation, molecular function: protein binding. The record is from RefSeq and is a predicted model, not a curated record. Lineage: Eukaryota; Metazoa; Arthropoda; Insecta; Diptera; Culicidae.
GCAGAUCCGUCACCUGUAUGAGUGUGUGUGUACGUGCUCGUGUUUGCAAAGAACCAAACGCACGGAAACUGCGUCUGCACUGGAAAAGUCGGAAAAAAUCGAAUUUCCCGCGACAAACAAAGCAAAGUGCGGUGUGGUAUGCAUUGUGCCUGACCAGGGAAAUUACCGUGACCGGAUGAGCUGUGUAGAAUAAUCGCCAACGCUGCACAAUUGGGCACGUUUCUGUCCAGCUGCUACUGCACACCGAUGUUGGUUCAGUUUGUGUGUUUGUGGGGUGUAGUUGCUGUGUAGUGCGUCGAGCGAACUUCCGGACACUGAUAUUCUAGCACCGCAUUUCUUUGUCGGGAAUCGUACCGCAAGUGCAGCUCAUAAUGCAGCUCCGUGCGUUGUAGAAUCGGAAACAGCGAGAAAAGGAAACAAGCAGAGAAGCCAGCAGGAGCACACAAGACACUCUCGGUUCCCCUCUCCAGUGUAUGCUAUCAUUCAUACAGUACACACUAGGAAUCAUGAGCAGCCUGGGCAACGGCAACAAUCAGCACAACAUCAACAGCAACACCGGAAGCAGCCAAAACUCGGCCGCAGAAGGCACGAUGGAGCGUGGAAGCUGCAUCCUGGUGCGUUAUGCAAGCCAAAACUCGCUGGACGAAAGCUCCCAGAAGCAGCUGCCACGGUCGAACGGGAAGGAGAAAACGACCGGAGCGUACCGUAACAACAUCCACACGCAGCGCUCGUUCGAGGCCAUGAACAUGAUGCGAGAACAAAACCUGCUGUGCGAUGUGGUGCUGGUGGCGGAAGGGAUCGAAAUCCCGGCGCACAAAAUGGUGCUGGCCUCGUGCAGUCCCUACUUCUACGCCAUGUUUACCGGGUUCGAGGAGAGCCGGCAGGAUCGGAUCACGCUGCAGGGGGUGGAUCCGCGCGCCUUGCAGCUGCUGAUCGAGUACGUGUACCGGGCGGUGGUGGAGGUCACGGAGGACAAUGUGCAGAUACUGCUGACGGCGGCCAACCUGCUGCAGCUGACCGAUGUGCGCGAUGCGUGCUGCGACUAUCUGCAGACGCAGCUCGAUCCGAGCAACUGCCUGGGGAUACGCGAUUUUGCCGACAUCCACGGCUGUAUCGAUCUGCUCAACUAUGCGGAAACGUACAUCGAGCAGCAUUUCUCGGAAGUGGUACAGUUUGAUGAGUUUCUCAAUCUCACCAGUGACCAAGUGGCACAUCUGAUCAAGAGCGACCGUUUGUCAGUUCCUACGGAGGAGAAGGUGUAUGAAUGUGUCAUCACUUGGAUACAGUACGAUGUGAGCGGGCGCCAGCACCAUCUGGCCGACCUGAUGGAGCACGUCCGGCUGCCCCUGCUCUCCCAGGACUAUCUCGUGCAGUACGUCGAGAAGGAGCAGCUCAUGAAGGGCGACCUCCAGUGCAAGGACUACAUCAUCGAGGCGCUCAAGUAUCAUCUGCUGAAAGGCGAGCAGAAAACGUGCUUCAAAACACCCCGCACCAUACCCCGGCAGCCGGUCGGUCUGCCAAAAGUGCUGCUCGUGAUCGGUGGCCAAGCGCCGAAAGCCAUCCGCUCGGUUGAGUGUUACGAUCUGCGGGAGGAAAAGUGGUACCAGGUGGCGGAAAUGCCCACGCGCCGUUGCCGGGCGGGACUGGCCGUACUGGGCGACAAGGUGUACGCGGUCGGCGGGUUUAACGGUUCGCUGCGCGUCAAAACGGUCGACGUGUACGAUCCGGUGCUGGACCAGUGGACCACCAGCCACAACAUGGAGGCGCGCCGCUCGACGCUGGGCGUCGCAGUGCUCAACCACUGCAUCUACGCGGUCGGCGGGUUCGACGGCUCGACCGGGCUCAGCUCGGCGGAAAUGUUCGACCCGAAGCGGCAGGAGUGGCGCCUGAUCGCUUCCAUGUCGACGCGCCGCAGCUCGGUCGGGGUCGGGGUGGUGAACGGGCUGCUGUACGCCGUUGGGGGGUACGAUGGUGCCUCCCGGCAAUGUCUCGCGUCGGUCGAACGGUACAACCCGUCCACCGACACCUGGACGCAGAUUGCGGAAAUGUCGGCCCGACGCAGCGGGGCGGGCGUGGGCGUGCUGGACAACAUUCUGUACGCGGUGGGCGGUCACGAUGGGCCGCUGGUGCGCAAAUCGGUCGAAGCGUACGAUCCGGCGACGAACACGUGGCGCCCGGUCGGUGAUAUGGCGUUCUGCCGGCGCAAUGCUGGCGUGGUGGCGCACAACGGAAUGCUUUACGUGGUCGGCGGGGACGACGGGCUGUCGAAUCUGGCGUCGGUCGAGGUGUACAGCCCGGAAACGGACAGCUGGCGCAUCCUGCCGUCGUCGAUGAGCAUCGGCCGCAGCUACGCCGGUGUGGCAAUGAUAGAUAAGCCCUUGUGAAGCGAGCAGCAGGGCGCACGGGCCGCCACCAAACAAUCCUUCUCCUCCCAUCACCACACCACCACCACCACCUACACCCGGUACGCGAACUGUGCAGCCCUGCAGAAUGAAGCGGCGAGUUUACCGGCCGCCGGGGCCAACGACGACGAGAACAGCCAGGCGGAAGGGCUCAACCCGGAACCGGCCAUGAACAAUGCGCCAAACGGCAACAGUGUGCACUACGAGAACAUUUACGAAUCGAUAGAACAGUUUGCUCCCUUGAACGGUGGUGGAGGUGGGGCGGGAGUCGGUGGUAACGGUGCCCCUGCGGGUAUCCCUGCUGUCUCGAAUCCGGCGCCGCAACACGUGGCAGCCAAUCAACCACAGCCCGGUCCGUCGGGGCGUUCGCUGAACGGCGGUGCUGCUGCAUGCAUUCCGCCCCCACCACCCAGCAUGCUGCACAGCAUGCAGCAGCUUUACCACCCGAUGGCGUACCGGAACGAGCUGUACGAUCGAACUGCCGGCUAUGAUGUGCCACGGGGCCGACCGGCUCCAAGCUACUACCAGAAUCAACCGCCCGUGGCCGGCUCCUCCAAUGGCCGGUAUGCUAACCUUCACCUGGAUCUGAACCGUGUCCGCUAUCCGGUCGGCUCGGCCGCGCCGCAGCAACCGCGACCGCCCCGGCAGCGUAGCUUCGACGACACCGAAUCGUACCAUUACUAUCGCUGCCACAGCCAAUCGAACGGCGUCGCCAAGUGCGACAAUUUGUACGAGCGCGUAAGAGAGGAACCGGCCUACCAGAAUACGGGCUCGUUUGCACCGGCGGCGAACCGGGCGGCGGGUCUUUUCGGGCGGUUCGAUGUGAUCGGGCACGGCGUUGGGCGCAUCGAGCGCCAUCUGAGCUCGUCCUGUGGUAACAUCGAUCACUACAGCCUGGGCGGACACUAUGCGGUGCUUGGCCACAGUCAUCUCGGUACGGUGGGCCACAUACGGCUAAACCAACCGGGAGCCAAUGGACCAGGGAGUGUGGUAGGAGGUCCAGCAGGCACUAAUGCCCCCUACUGUGCGAACGGCACCGCGAAUGCGCAGCCAAACGCAACCAAGGACUCGUCGUCGGUGAACGUGAAGAGCUUUUUCAGCUGUCUCGGGGGCGAAAACUCCCAAUCGAUGAACAAUCUCAACAAACCGUCCACCGCGAAUGGAGCGGCGGGUGGCAGUGUGAACGCGGCGAACGGGAACGACAGUACGCUGGCAGGUGCAGCUGGAGGCGCAGGAGGAGCAUCGUCGGGAGGAGCUUCGGGAGGAACCGGUGGACAGGGUGGAAGCAUUAUGGGUGGAUUGGCGAGUGCCGCAGCUGUUGGUGUGAGUGGUGUGGGCACGGGCGGCACGUUGGGAGGCAAAUCAACCGGUGCCAUCCCGAAGAUAAGCCGAAAGUCGAAACAAUCGCAACAAUCCGCUGUCCAGGAGCCGACUGCCAACGUUCCCGCGCCACCGUCACUCGCUUCCGUGGGUGGCUUACCACCCCCCGACCUUCCCGCGGCCGAUCCAAUGUACGCGAACGGAGUGGGCGGGCGUGUAACCAAACCGUCCCUGCAGUGGCUGCUGGUGAACAAGUGGCUCCCGCUGUGGGUCGGUCAAACGCCGCCGGAUUACAAGUUUAUCGAUUUUAACUUUAUGUUCUCGCGCAACUGUGACGGCUGCUCGACCGCCGGUGGAUCCCACGGGCAGCAGCAGCAGCAAGAAAUUGUACGUUAUGGAGCGAUUGAUCAGGCCGAUUAUAUUCCCCCGGCACGCGAGUACCCCACAAUGACGGGCAGCUACCCGCGAGUGCUGCGCAAUACGCCCCAGCUAGCGCGAUUGCGCGAGCACGAGUAUGAGAACGUGCCACUGAACGAUGGUCCGGGUGCAAGGGGGUCGGCACCACGUGCCGGCCCUGCGCUGCAACCGGUGCGAGCCCGCUCGGAAAGUCCUAGCCGCGUCGGAACGGAUCCACUGCGCAGCUGGGCGUUUAACUUCGAGAACAACACCUUCCGUCCAGCACGCAGCCCGGCGCUAUCGGUGGGCCCCUCUGGAAGUGGCACAAAUGGGACGCCUAAACCGCGCGAAGUACGCCGCAUUACCGAUGGAACGUUCGGUGUGCGCGAUCUUCAACGGCAACCGGACGGCGAGAAACCGGGCCCGAGUGGAUUGGCCGGCAAGUUUGCUGCUGCUGCUGCUGGUGUGAAGCGUGCAACCGAACCGGACCGUGAAGAUGGCCGGCUAUCGUCAGCAUCUUCCUCGUCCGAUUCAGACAACUUUGCGAUCGAAUCGCUUGCUGCAGAAUCCGGCGGACAGCCGGACGAGGAGGAAGAAGAGGAUGGUAGCACCCGGUCGGCAGAGCUGCUGCGCGUGGAGAACGGUGCCCGUGGCGGCGGAGGAAGCAACUCUACGGAGAAGGAGAACGCUGGCAGCUCAUCGAACGAAACGUCCGACUCGCUGAACUAUGACGGGCCGGAACCGGAAGCAGCAGAUCGGUCCCUUUCCGAGGAUGAGGACGAGCAGGCAGCCUGCUGCGGUGCGGUGGUGAUCGUGGAGGAAGAAGCGCCCGAAAAUACCGUAUCAGAAUAAGGGGGGGGGGGGGGGAAGGGACACAAUUUACACAUGACAAUUUACAACAAAAAAGUGUGGUCAUAAGAGAGAAAGAGAGAGAGAGAGAGAGAGAGGGAGAAGGAGAAGGAUAGUGCAGUUAUUUCUCCAGUUUAGCAUUUUAAGUGUAGGCCUAAUUUUACAUUGUUUACUACUCUUCCUGUGAUUACUAAUAUGCGCGCCCCUGCGUGCGUGCGUGCGUGCGUGCGUGUCUCGGAGAGGCUCUAGAAGAAAUUUUUACAAAAGGAACACUCCUUCACCCCCUUUGAUAUCUCCUGCAAUUCAAGCAACUACUGUGUUACACUUACUUGCUCAAUAUUUAUUAACUUUCUUGUUCGCUGUUUCGCCUUGUGCACGGCAGCAUGUUCUUUACCUUCGAAUCUUAAUUUAUUGGCGCUCAGAAAGGUUCCUCCUGGUUUUUUUUCUCUCGCAAUAGUGAUAUUUCCCAAUUCCUUUGAAAAACGAAACAAACGCGUGUCGGAAAGGGCAGAACGCAAUACAAUAAUGCAAAAUUACACUGUUACCUACUUGAGGGGAAAAAACACACACUAAAUGUCGAUUUUAACCGUUGUAGCAUAUAGUAAGUAAAUUCCAACCUAUACACAUACAUCUAAAACGUACAGCAGUGAGUGAGAACCGAUUCGAAAAGGAAAUCUGGACCCCUUAGCACGGUGAGUUUUAGGCAGUUAGUGAGUGUUUACAAGAUUACACGCAUCCGAGGAGUGGCCGUUUAGAUAGUUUGGUAAUUUGGUGUUUGCAAAUGGAUACGAGAAGACUGGAUGAAACUAAAGAGAGUUGGCAAAAGUCAUUCCAGCAAGCGGUACGGUGUGGUAGGCGUUUACGAUUCAUUCCCGAAUUUAACUGUAAUGUGGCAACGAAAAAGGCAACGCAAAGGAAAGCAAAAAACAAAGAAGAAGAAGAAGAAGAAGAAGAAGAAAACACAAAAUUCAGUAACAAUUGUGGCAGGUACAAAAUGAAAAUAGACAAAGACAAAUAACGUUCAAACGAAAGCAAAAAAACCAAUACAUAUUAUGGCUACCUAGCGUUACAUGUAACGCCCCAGUGUAACGCAUUUGCACAUCAGAACAAUUUGAAGCAACAAAAUUAACAAAAAAGGAUUAAUUAUAUGAGAUACGCAAAACAGGAAGCAUGUAAUGUGUAGGAACAAUGUUACAUGUUCGUUAUUUUAGGAAGCGCACACAACAUUACGCGCACAGUAGCGUCUAUUCUUGAUAACACUCCUAUAUUUACACGAUCAACAACACACACACGUGUCCCCAACUAAUCCCAUUUUUUCAUGUUGAUGGACAUAGCGCCAGCGAAAAUGGCCAAUGUGUCCAAGUCACACACACACACACACACACUGUACUUGUGGGUGCGUGCGUGUGUGUGCCUGUUCGUUCGCAUGUAUGCAUUUCGAUAUAUUAUCUCUUGUAGGAAGUGUUGAGAUUAAAUUAUAAUAAAAAACAACUGUGAAAUGUGAUUUAACGGUAAA